Messenger RNA from Acipenser ruthenus (sterlet), 2306 nucleotides. RefSeq names its product protein Wnt-11. Gene Ontology annotation, cellular component: extracellular region. The record is from RefSeq and is a predicted model, not a curated record. The transcript is spliced from 6 exons. The coding region runs from base 392 to 1456 and encodes 354 amino acids. Gene Ontology annotation, biological process: multicellular organism development; neuron differentiation; cell fate commitment. Lineage: Eukaryota; Metazoa; Chordata; Actinopteri; Acipenseriformes; Acipenseridae. Gene Ontology annotation, molecular function: frizzled binding; cytokine activity.
GCAGCUCAGAGCAAGACACACACAUUCCACCGCACCGUGGAGCUGCGCCGCGCACAGACUGCUCGCUGAAGCUCAAUGCGCGUUAGACUCCAGCAGGCUGGAUAGGGUGAUUGUGAGCGCAUCGCCGACCCCCUUACUCUCAAUACACAGGAUUUACAAGCUCCCAAUGCUGGACUUCUGAAAAGGACCAUUUCGGACUUUAUUACAGGAGCACAUUUUUCACUAAAGCUCAGGGAAGCUACAGCAGGUAGCAGGUUAAACACACUUCUGGAUGAAAGCAAGGUGAAACAUUCGAACUGUUUUCAACAAUUUCAACCUCAGGCUAAAAAUAAGCCCCUUUGAACCCUAAAGCUGCUUCAUCAGCGAUUCUGAGAGACAGGCGUUGUGGAAAAUGAGAGGAGUCCCGAUUCUCCUGUUGAUGGUCCUGUGCACUCUGCUGCUACAAUCACACAUCUGCUCCGGAAUCAAAUGGCUAGCUCUGGCUAGAACACCAGCAACCCUCUUCUUGAACCAGAGCCAGCACUGCAAGCUGCUGGGGGGCCUGGUAUCCUCCCAAGUGCAGCUGUGCCGCAGCAACCUGGAGCUGAUGCACACCAUCAUCCAGGCAGCCAAGGAGGUGAAGAAGACCUGCCAGAAGAGCUUCUCAGACAUGCGCUGGAACUGCUCCUCCAUCGAGCUGGUUCCCAGCUUCACCCCAGACCUCGAGAGAGGCACAAGGGAAUCUGCGUUUGUGUACGCCUUGUCUGCCGCAGCUAUCAGCCACACCAUCGCGAGGGCCUGCACCUCCGGUGACCUCCGGGGCUGUUCCUGUGGGCCCAUCCCAGGAGAGAUCCCCCAGCCAGGCUACCGCUGGGGGGGCUGUGCCGACAACCUCCACUACGGCCUGGUCAUGGGCUCCAAAUUCUCAGACGCUGCCAUGAAGAUGAAGAAGUCUGGGUCGCAGGCGAACAAACUCAUGCACCUACACAACAGCGAAGUAGGCAGGCAGGCGCUGAACGAUGCUCUGGUGAUGAAAUGUAAGUGCCACGGCGUCUCCGGCUCCUGUUCUAUAAGGACCUGCUGGAGGGGCCUCCAGGACCUCAAGGACAUCGCCAUGGAUCUGAAGACCAAGUACCUGUCUGCCACCAAGGUGGUGCACCGGCCCAUGGGCACCCGCAAGCAACUGGUGCCCAAAGACAUCGACAUCCGGCCUGUCCAGGAGAACGAGCUGGUCUACCUGCAGAGCUCGCCAGACUUCUGCAGCAGGAACGAGAAGCUCGGCUCAUUAGGAACUCAAGACAGGCAGUGUAACAAGACCUCCAAUGGCAGUGACAGCUGUGACCUGAUGUGCUGUGGCCGUGGCUACAACCCCUACUCGGAGAAGCUGGUGGAGAGGUGCCACUGCAAAUACCACUGGUGCUGCUAUGUGACGUGCAAGAAAUGCGAGAGGACUGUGGAAAGAUACGUUUGCAAAUGAGUGGCUUUCCAACCCAGAGAGAGAGAGAGAGAGAGAGAGAGACAGCAACGUAACCAGAGCACUAUGUACCACCAAGCAUGGUUUUGUCUUAAGCUUCAGAGUGUAUAUUUUGUUAAGAACUUUUAUUUUUUUAACAGAACUUUCCACAGGACCUUGUUCCAUUUACAAACUCGUCAAGGAUUUUUUUUUUCAAGAUGCUUAUCUCUACACCUGGAUGGUGGAACAACAACAACAACAACAACAAAGGAGUUUUCAGCUGGGAAACAUAUUUGGAAAUUGGAAAUGUAUUGAAAUGAAAUUGGAAAUGCAGUGAAAAACGACCCCCAUCCCAAGUCUACGAGACAUAGUUAUUUUCGAAGCCUUGGAAUUGUAUUUUUGUUUUUUAUUUUACAAAUGGUGAUAUCCAUUUUGGAUUCUUUGUUGGUACCAUUUCCAGCUAUCUUCUGAAGAAAUAAUAAUAAUAAAAUAAACAUUCAUAAAGUGAUCCAUUCUUUACCACUUGGAUGGGAUGGGGGAUCCCAAAUACUCGCAGUGUGUAAGUACCCAGUUGGAAUUAUGGGACUCUGAAUGACUGUUUCUGCUUAUAAACCUGUGGAUGCCCAACCAGCCCCUGAAGAAUGACUGGGGUUCCAUUUACAAGUAUCCCAAGUGGAGGGGUGUUUCCACUGAUAAACUUCCUGUAACGCGAGGAACGUGGAGCCCAAAGCCGCCCGCUCCGGAGGCUGUGGACUGUAUACAGGGGGUUCCCAUGGCAACCAGCCCCGACCACCAUUGUGUGGCUGUACAUAUUAUCUUUUGUAUGCUGAAUUUAAAGAAAUAUUUAUAAACUAAUUAAAGAUUCUUUACCAAA